CCCUGGGAGGGACCAUGGUGCCAAGGCGGUUGUGGGGGAAACUGAAGCAGCCCUUUCUCUUCCUGAGCAGCGCCUCGCUUCUCCUGGGUCUGGCUUUACUGGUCAUACAGCCUGAUGUUGCUCCUGUUGCUUAUUUCUUCCUGUGCUUGGCUGGCUUCUGCUUUUUUGCCUGCCUCCUGUCCUGUGUUGUGGACCGGGUCCUCCAAUCAAUACAGAGCUCAAGGCAGACUGAGAAUCCAGAGGCCUCGGGCAAUGCAAGGGACAAUGAAGCUUUUGAGGUGCCAACCUAUGAACAGGCGGUGGUGGUGAUGGACUCACAAUCACAGCCCCACGUCCAAGAGCUGGAGCAACCACCCCCUUACAGCAGUGUGGUAUCAGCCCCAGGCGAGGAGGGGGCACAGCCUAGCCCGCCAGAGAGGCCCAGCCCAGGAAGCCUGAAAAGGCGAGUGGGCUCAGAGGGCACCGUGUCUCGCAGAGGAAACCCUGGGAGAGCUCUUCGACUUAGAGGUCCACGGGUUGUAUCCACGGCUCCUGAUCUGCAAAGCUUGAGGGCGGCCCCCAAAUCGGAGCCCACGACUCCACCCCCUGCCUACGAAAUCUCCUUUGCUUACCCUGACGACGACAACGUUUUCUACGAAGAUAAAUGGAUACUCCCGUAAGGGAUGCUCUCAGAACCUUAUCAUCUAAGAAAUCCAGGUGGGCUGGAGAGAUGAUUCACCAGCCAGAAGCACUGACUGCAGCGGGGCCUGGAAGGUCGAGGCAGGAGGAUCUCUGAGUUCAAGGCCAGUCUGGUCUACAGAACAAGUUCCAGGACAGCCAGGGCUACACAGAGAAACCUUGUCUCAAAACAAACAAAAACAAAAAUAAAAUAAUACGCAUGCACAAGGCACAGACACAGUUGGCUCAGCAUUUCCUAACGUCUGCUUAACCAGAAACUGCUUUUGCCGGGACAUCCAUCACAAACGCGGCUACGGCAAAGUCCUUCCCAGGUGAGACACAGGUGGCACCGCUGGAUUCUGUGGGAACAUUCUGGAAGCCUACCGGAUGACCAGCCUUUGCAGAGUAAGGUGGAGAACGAAAGGGAGAGACUGGAGCGGUGCUGGGGAGUGACAGCUGCGUGUCAUCAAAGCCUGGCUUGGGUUCCCGUUGGAGGGUAUUUUACCUGGGGGUAGGGGGGUAGUAAGGAGGGAUUCCAAGGGUGUGAGGGGAGCUGGAUCGCUUGUACCAAGAACAGCAGGAU
This is a messenger RNA of Cricetulus griseus (Chinese hamster), 1240 nucleotides long. The record is from RefSeq and is a predicted model, not a curated record. NCBI's taxonomy places the organism in Eukaryota, Metazoa, Chordata, Mammalia, Rodentia, Cricetidae.